UUUUCCCGGGGGUGAGAGUUAGCUGAUAGGUGUUGAAUCGACGAUGAACAGGAUACGGAUUCACGUGCUGCCCUCAAGCAGGGGCCGAGUUGCGCAGGCCGCCCGUACCCAGGAACCCCAGACCUGUUCCUUCACACAGAGACCAUGCUCACACCCUCGCCUUGAGGGGCAAGAAUUCUGCAUCAAACACAUACUGGAGGACAAGAAUGCCCCAUAUAGACAAUGCAGUUAUGUCUCCAACAAGAAUGGCAAGCGCUGCCCGAACGCAGCCCCAAAGCCUGAGAAGAAAGAGGGGGUGACUUUCUGUGCUGAGCAUGCACGCAGAAACACACUGGCCUUGCAGGCACAGAUGAGGAAAGCAGCAUCAGGACCGUCCCCUGAGUUCCUGCUAUCUCAGCUUAGCGGCUACAGCCGCUCUGAGUCUGGAACCACAAACCCAGAUGGUCGCAGUGAAGCAAGCCGCAUUCUAGAUGACGAUAGCUGGAGUGAGGAGGAGCAGGAUCCUGUGGUGCUGGAUCAGAUUUGGAGAGGAGAUCCUGACAGUGAAGCUGAUAGCGUUGACAGUGAACACGAGGACCCUCUUAAGCACGCUGGGGUGUACACGGCAGAGGAAGUUGCUUUGAUCACCAGAGAAAAGCUAAUUAGGCUCCAGUCACUCUACAUUGACCAGUUCAAACGUUUGCAGCACCUGUUGAAAGAAAAGAAACGGCGUUACUUGCACAAUCGUAAGAUUGAGCAUGAAAGCAUAGGGAGCAGUCUGUUGACGGGGCCUGAAGGGCUGUCCAUGAAGGAGAGAGAGAACCUAAAGAAGCUCAGGGCCCUGAGGCGGUACCGCCGGCGGUAUGGUGUGGAGGCUUUGCUACACAGACAGCUCAGGGAGCGCAGAAUGGCAGUGACAGAGGGAGGGACACCACAGAGUCACUCUGUUCGGUUAAGCCAAAGGUGCAUUUCCUUCGUGGAGGGGACUCGCUGUACAAAUCAGUGUCUUCCAAUGACUCGUCAUUGUGUAUUACAUAUCUACCAGGACAGCAGCCAGGUGUUGUUCAAACUGUGCCCUGGUUUGAAAGACGUUCCCUGCGACCGGCCAGUGCACAUGGGUCAAUCAGACGAUCCACGCUGCCCCCUCCACCUCAGUCUACCUCCGCCCUUGUAUCAGCCCGAGCAGGAGGCUCUUGCUCCAGCCCAGUUGGCUGUGGCUCCAACAGAGAUGUACCUGAGUGCUGCUGAGCUCCAGCCCACAGAGAACCUCCCCCUGGAGUUCAGUGAUGACCUGGACGUGGUGGGUGAUGGUAUGCAGUGUCCGCCCUCACCGCUGCUCUUCGACACGGCCCUGGCACUGGAGGACCAGACCAUCAGGGAGAUAGCUGAAGCUCCCAUGGACAUUCUUACCGGGGCUGACCAGACUGAUCUGGAGGCUGACACUGAGGACCCUGAGAUGUCAGAGAGAGAUGAGGAAGACCAGAUUCCAGAGGGAGCAGGAGAAGAUGUUUCAAAACAGAAUCCAUCAGGGAACUCUAACACAUUAACAACAGAGGCCACAUGAUGUGCUUUCACUGAUCCUCUUUCCCAGACAGUCUACAACCAACCUCGGCUGAACUCUUUACCCUUCCUGUACUUCAGACAAUCCAAAGUUGAUAUUGAUCUGCUUUGUGGUAGAUCACAACCAGAUCUUAUGCCCCUCACACAUCUGUCUCAUGUCCUCCCUGGUUCACACAUUGCUUCAGGUGUUCCCAUGUUCUUUGCAUUUUAAAGUCUAUGAGGUGGCUAAAAUGUGAGCUCUGAGUACAGCAGCCAGUGUUUUCUGCGAUUUGGAGUUUGUUCAUCGUUCUCAUGCUUUA
Molecule: messenger RNA, 1838 nt
Organism: Chanos chanos (milkfish)
Lineage: Eukaryota; Metazoa; Chordata; Actinopteri; Gonorynchiformes; Chanidae
Gene: kansl2
Product: KAT8 regulatory NSL complex subunit 2
Exons: 10
Coding region: 44-1543 (499 amino acids)
Cellular component (GO): NSL complex
Source: RefSeq, a predicted model, not a curated record